UGAUUAUUGAGGCAAUAACAUGGUUUCAUUGGUAAUUCUAUUUGCAUUAUUCGGAUGUACCUUAGGUCAAUAUAAACCGAAUGUAGCUUCUUCUCCAGAAGCCGCAGCUCGUAUAUUAAGUCAAUCUCAAGACGGUCCUAAUCCUGAUGGAUCCUACGCUUGGAGUUACGAAACGGAUAAUGGUAUUUCCGCAAGGGAAAACGGCGUACCAAAAGCAGCAGACACACUCGCAGCUCAGGGUGAAUUCAAAUUCACUGCUCUAGACGGUACUCCCAUUCAAUUAAUUUACGUUGCCGACGAAAAUGGAUUCCAACCUCAAGGUGCACAUUUACCAACACCCCCACCUAUUCCAGAUGCUAUAUUGAAGUCCCUCGAGUACAACGCUCAACAUCCAGAAGAAGAUGACAGUCAAAAUCCUGGUCUAAGAAGUGGAUAAUUUAAGAAUAUUAUAUUAAUAU
Diorhabda sublineata is the source of this 458-nucleotide messenger RNA. Its product is annotated as endocuticle structural glycoprotein SgAbd-2-like. Gene Ontology annotation, cellular component: chitin-based extracellular matrix. Gene Ontology annotation, molecular function: structural constituent of chitin-based larval cuticle. Lineage: Eukaryota; Metazoa; Arthropoda; Insecta; Coleoptera; Chrysomelidae. The transcript has 3 exons. Bases 20 to 436 code for a protein of 138 amino acids. The record is from RefSeq and is a predicted model, not a curated record.